Molecule: messenger RNA, 792 nt
Organism: Apiotrichum porosum
Lineage: Eukaryota; Fungi; Basidiomycota; Tremellomycetes; Trichosporonales; Trichosporonaceae
Exons: 8
Coding region: 1-792 (263 amino acids)
Cellular component (GO): nucleus
Source: RefSeq, a predicted model, not a curated record
AUGCCGUGGCUCAUGAAAGCAGAGCCAGACAGUCGCAUAGUGAAGGGAAAGGACGUCAAGUUCUCGGUGGACGACUUUGAAGAGCUUGGAACCUCUCCAUGGGACGGUGUUCGUAGCCAUGAGGCCAAGAACAUUAUGAAGGAGAAGAUGAAGCUUGGAGACAAGGUGCUCUUCUACCACUCGAACACCAAGGUCCCUGGCGUAUUUGCCAUUGCUGAAGUCGCAAAGGAAGGCUACCCCGAUUACACCGCCUGGGACCCGUCCCACCCGUACUUUGACCCCAAGUCCUCCCAAGACAACCCCACAUGGUACAUGGUCUCGGUCAAGUUCAUCCGUCGCCUCUCCAACCCCGUCACCUUGUCGUUUGUCAAGUCCCUCAUUGGGGCCAGUGCCCCGCCCAAGGGUAUUGAGUAUAUCGGCGAUGACGGACUGAAGGCUAUCCAGUCCAUGGCCCUGGUGAACCGGGGAAGACUGAGUGUUCAACCCGUCGAGGAAGACGCGUACGCCGCCAUUGUGGCUCUCGGUGACAAGGGAGGCUUCGUGGCCGACGCCAAGGCGUCCAAGAAGAAGACUUCAGUCAAGCGCGUAAAGGACGAUGACAGCGAGGACGAGCCUGCGCCGCCCAAGAAGGCCAAGGCUGCCACCAAGGAGAAGAAGACCGCGACGGAGAAGAAAACUGCGACAGAGAAAGAACCCGCGCCUAAGAAGACUGCAAAGGAGAGCAAGCCCGUCAGCCAGGGCUCGCGCCGCAGUGCCCGCCAGCGCGACUCAAAGUCUGAACUCGAUUCAUAG